Messenger RNA from Leptomonas pyrrhocoris, 2996 nucleotides. RefSeq lists its product as hypothetical. Gene Ontology annotation, molecular function: DNA replication origin binding. Gene Ontology annotation, cellular component: nucleus. The coding region runs from base 318 to 2996 and encodes 892 amino acids. The transcript has a single exon. Gene Ontology annotation, biological process: mitotic DNA replication checkpoint signaling. The record is from RefSeq and is a predicted model, not a curated record. Lineage: Eukaryota; Euglenozoa; Kinetoplastea; Trypanosomatida; Trypanosomatidae.
GACCUCGCAGGAGACAACGCACACACACACUCCAAAAGUAGGAGCCUUUCUCUCUUCUGUUCGCACACUGGCCCAUUGAUAGAGAGCACACACAUACACAUACACACACAUAUAUAUAGAUCCACUUCAUAUCUCCUCCGCAUAGAUCCACACUGCGGCACACGCGCCGUCAGCUACGACGCUUAUAGAACACUUACGAAGUUUUUUUCUGGCUGUUUCACAUACUUACUAUUAUUAUUAUUACUCUGAUAGAACAGUGUCCCAUACAAUACGUUUUUUAUUUCUUUCAACGAUAGUUAAAUUUUACCUUCUUCAUCAUGCCGGCUCGUACUGGACCGACGCGUGCGGCCGCCACCGUUGCAUCGGCGCAGAAGCCGCGUCGUCAAGCCCGUGCCUCAGCAGAAACUCCAUCGACCGAUGCAGUGUACCUUGCUGAGACUCUUCUGGAGGAGGUCCCGCACGUCGGCCGUGAAGCCGAGUACGAAGCAGUGGUCUCUUACGUGGCUCGCCGUUGGUCCCACGAGGCCAACACCGCCCUCUUUGUUUGUGGCGGCUGUGGAUGCGGUAAGACAUCCACGGUGAAGCGGGCGCUGCGGGCCAUGUCGGCUCGUGUCUUGCCCUGCGAUGCGACGGGACGCAGUUUGCUCAAGCACAGCUCUUUGAAGGAACAGGGGUGGAAGCCGAUUGGGCAGGUCGAUCCCAGUGAAUCUGAUAGAAACUCGAAUGCGCGGAGGGCCGAUGCAAUGCAGCAUCAGCUUUCCAAUGGCAUGAGCACCCCGCGCCCAUCACAUCAGCCCAGCAGCGACGCUGCAGGUCUCACGCCAUCCCCCUCCCUGUCCUCCAGACUGUGCGAUAGCGCAUCCUCAGCUGCCACUGUUGACUCUGCUCCGACCACGCCUGCGGCAACACGGCGGCGGUCGCACACGCCCAUAGAGAGUGUCCUUUUCUCCUCAUCGUCCUCCCCCGCCUCGGGACGUCCCAGUGCGUCGAGCGAGGAUUCCACGGCGAGCGCUUUGGCCGCCGCAGGUCCGGUGCGCGGCGCGUACAAGCGCUUCCGCGAAGAAGAGGAACGCAACUAUGCAGUGGCAGAGGGACAAUGUGACGGACCACGUAAACACCGCAAGGAUAACAGCGCCGAAGAGGAGGAGCCAAGCGGCGCCGUGGGCGUGCACAUUCCCCGUCAGGAGCAUCUGCGCCACAGUGGGCGUGCUGCAGUGCUACCGGUGCCGGCGACGGCUGCGCCUUGCAGUAUCGAGUAUUUUCAGGUGCGCUACCCGGAGGUCUUUCGACAGAUUGGCACGUCUUCCUCGACCUCGUCGCCUCGCCGUGGGAUGACCUCGCGCGGCCUCUUUGGGCACUACGUCAAUUGCGCCGAUGUGAGCGGACCGCUUCUGGUGGAGGCGAUCGGUGAGAGCAUUCGGGCGACGUGCACGCGUGGCGACGAAGCGACGCACGCUCUACUGCAGCAGCUAUCUCGCCUCAACGGAAACACGAGUGCCACUGCGGAGCGCCCUAACAGCAGCACUGGUGGCGGAGCAGGCGCACGGACAGGCACGCCAAGCCGCUCGUCCUCAGCAAAGCAGCAGAGCAGAACGGCGCUGCACGUGGUGGCGCUGGACGAGGUGGAGUACGUGCGCGGCGGCGGCGCCAAGACGCUCGCACAGCUUGCGGAGUUAGCCUCUCAGCUGCCGGGUCAGCUCGCCUUCAUCUUCAUCUCCAACCAGCGUGCCUUUGUCCACGUACCGCAAAUGAUGCUGGAGGCGCUCCUCUUUGAGCCGUACAGCGAGGCGCAGCUGCGAUGCAUUGGUGCCGACGCGACCUCCGCGGAGCUGCACAGGUGCGAACAGCUCACCGGUGGCGGUCAGGCCCAUCACACGACCCGCAAAAAGACGAACGCGGCCGCCACUCCAGUUGUGAGCGCGUCUGACGUGGACAUCAAACCGCGCCUGUAUGACUACAUCGCCCGCAAGGCCCUGCUUGAGUACUCAGGUGAUGUGCGGCAGGUGAUUGGGAUGUGCCACCGGGUGGUGUCCGUCGCCUGGGAGGAGGUGAUGGAGCGAAAGGCGGAGGCGAUGCUGGCGGUUGCCGCAGCGAACGAUGCUGCGCCGGCGGGGGAGGAGAAGGCGGCGCCGUCCAGCCGUCGCGCAACACCGAAGAGCCGUAAAAACGCCGUCGCUGCGACGCCCCCGUUGUCGUCGGACCUCCCGGCGAGGUUGGAGGCGGCGGUGGAGACGUACAGCGUCGAGGGCCCUCACCCACGUGGCAGCAGCGGGAGCCGCGGCGCCGGUAGCACCAGUGCCUCAUCGUCUGCACGGAGCUCCGCUGCGUUGCCGUCCACAGCCGGGCCCCAAGACAAACUUUCUUCUUCGACUUCCACCGCAAUCGGUCGUUCGCCGGCUUCUCCCUCUCCCUUCCCUCCAUCGUCUUCGCCGUCAGGCGUCAUGACCUUAGCAAAAAGCGUGCGACUCUUGCAGAGCAAUCAGGUAGAGAGCGACAUCGAUCGCUACGUCGGCACGCUGCCGGAGCAGACCCUCUACGUCUUAAGCUGCAUCGUGGUGCUCACGCUACGGAAGCAGGAGGAGCGCACGUACGCCCUGACAAGCGUCGGCGGCCGCAUCGGGACUAGCCGUACGCCCGGUGCGGGGGUGGCAGCGGCACAUCGCACCGCACCGACGCUGUCACUGAAGAUGCACGAGGUACAUCAGUUAUACACACGACUCAUGGCGGAGCUGCACUUCCCUGCCAUGCGCGCGGACGGCUUCCCGCUGCAGGUGGAGUGCCUCGCUGACUUCGGUGUGCUGACGCGUCCGCAGCUGCGUGGCACCGAUCGGAUUUUCUCCCUGAACGGUACAUGGACGCUCCAGGCGAUGCAGCAGGCUUUGGUGAAGCGGGGGGAGGCAAUUAAGCAGGACCGACUCGCGGCAGGGGCGGGGGCGGUAAUUGAAAACAAGUUUGAAGAGGUGCUUCGUGAGCUGUCGAGGCUGAUUCACUACUAG